AUGCAGUCCGGCAUCUCUGCCUCCCAAGAGCUCAAAUCCGCCCUGGGUGGCCUCAUAACCUCAAGCGAGCAAAGAGGCCUCACAGCAACUAUUCAAAAUGAGACGAUUGUGCCUGGCGCCACCAUUGCCUCGACUUCAUCAACUUUCCUCGCCGACGUCGCCAACCUCCAAUCUCACAUUCAACCCAAUGCGGCGCUGUACAUCCUCCUCCGCCGUUCCGACUCGCUCUCCUCGCCUGACAAGUCGCUGGUAGCGGUUACCUAUGUGCCCAAUGCUGCGCCCGUACGCCAGAAGAUGUUGUUUGCAUCGACGAGGUUGACACUGGUGCGGGAAUUGGGCGGCGAACAUUUCGCGGAGAGCAUAUUCACAACCGAGGCGGAUGAGUUGACAAGCUCGGGAUGGGAGAAGCAUGUCCUUCAUACAGCGAGCGAGAACCCUCUCACGGCCGAGGAACAAUCAUUGCAAGAUAUCAAGGACGCAGAGGCGCUCGAAUCGCGGGGGACUCGAGGCCAAGGUCUCGCACAGGGCGGCAGGAUAGCCGUUCGCGCUGAUGAUGGGAUUGCUGAGGCACUGCGGACACUUGGAGAAGGAGGGACGGAUAACCUUGUACAAUUACGCAUGGACGGUGCAACGGAGACGCUGCAACUUGUCUCCUCUUCCAGUGCUACACCGUCCACGCUUUCCACCUCCAUCGAUACGAAAGAACCUCGCUACGCAUUCUACCGCCAUGAUGAUGCCAAUUCCUCCAUCAUCUUUAUAUCUACCUGCCCGAGCGCUGCGAAGAUCAGGGAGAGGAUGCUGUACGCUGCUAGUCGUGGAAACGUAGUGUCUUUAGCGCAGAAUGAGGGAGGUUUGAAGGUGGUGAAGAAGCUGGAAGCGACGAAUCCGGACGAGGUUACAGAGCAGGUCAUCAAGGACGAGUUCAAAGUGGAAACGCCUACGGAAAGCAAGGGUUUUGCAAAGCCAAAGAGACCUGGACGACGGUAG
This is a messenger RNA of Cucurbitaria berberidis CBS 394.84, 987 nucleotides long. RefSeq names its product actin depolymerizing protein. Gene Ontology annotation, cellular component: cytoplasm; actin filament. The coding region runs from base 1 to 987 and encodes 328 amino acids. The record is from RefSeq and is a predicted model, not a curated record. Lineage: Eukaryota; Fungi; Ascomycota; Dothideomycetes; Pleosporales; Cucurbitariaceae. The transcript has 2 exons. Gene Ontology annotation, biological process: actin filament depolymerization; barbed-end actin filament capping. Gene Ontology annotation, molecular function: actin filament binding; actin monomer binding.